AAAUAAAAUUCGCAAAGUCCGAGGAAGGAUGUGAUAUAUACUGGUUGUGAAUAUGACAUUGUAUUGUGUCAAUUAACGUUAAAGAAUCGUUACAGGAUGGAUCAGAUUCCCCGUGUAUCAGAAGUCCUGUAUGUGGGUGUGUGUCGUAAGAUAGGGACACCGACAGAAGUGACCUUCAGAAGGGAUCUGUGGGACACGGGGGAGAUGAUACGGAAACCUUCACAGUUAUAUAAAGGAGAGAGAAAGAUGCUGAGUGGUAGUCGUAGGGAGGGAUUUAGGUUUAAAUCAUCUGACUUUGAUUUCAUGCAGUGGUACCCUGAUCAUAAGGUGAUAUGUGAGAUGUCUCAGUCAACGUUUUAUCAUCCACCCAGACAUACACUUAUCUAUAUGGAGACCUCUGAUACUCCCCCGGGAUUCGCCAGAUUACAACUACUCACACCGUCAAAUCAAGAAAUUGUCAUGUCAUCACUGUUGGAGAGAAAUAAUACUGAAUACAUUUCAUGUUCAUUACUCAGGAUGAGGUUACAUCAGGCAAUGAAAGGAUUUAAUCCAGCCAUUGAAGGUGAAAACCUGCACGGUCCAUGUCACAACUGCACUUAUCUAUCUAUAGAGGCUGAUUUCGCGCUGUGUUUCCAUUCCCAUCAUUGGCCAUUACCAGCCCUUCCCUGGGUUGAUAGAUGUUUGACUCGCGCAUGGCCAUCGCGUAGUGUACUGCAAUCAAUUAUUGAUGAAGGAUUUCAUCUUGUUCCUAUCGCAAACAGACAGACAGAUGACAAUUUAGACUUGGAAUGGAGAAUUUCUUUUUCACAAGCAGAGCAAAAGCUAGUGUACUCUAUGAACCAUUGCCAGUUUCUCUGUUACGGAAUUAUGAAAAUAAUUCUGAAAGAAGUGAUUUCUGACGAAUUACUGUGUUCGUAUUUUAUGAAAACAAUAUUAUUUUGGAGAAUUCAAGAGAGCUCUUCAACUCCAUGGUUACCAUCAACAUUACUUCAACAUGUGUGGUUUUGUUUCAAAUCAUUGAUGCAGUGUGUAUAUACCGGUUACCUUCCAAAUUUCUUUAUUCCGGAGAACAACAUGUUUGAAGGAAAAGUUGUCGGGGCACAACAAAUAUUCCUGUAUCAAAAGAUAGAAACAUUUUACGAAAUAGGCAUUGCCUUCCUGUUACAUAGUCCCACUCUCAGAGCGAUUCUGAUCCCGGCCGUCUCCGAUCCAUACUUUGUAAUGCCGACAGGGGAAAGUUACCUCAAGUCAGAAAUAUAUAUCGAUAUUGCUUUUGAUGAUGAAAGCGACCGUACUAAAAGUAUAGUUAUUGUAUCGGAUUUCCUUUCAAACAUGAUGCAUUUAAAUGUAAUAGAUCAGUUAUUCUCAACCUGUCAGAAUGCUGUAUACCAUGAUAUGUUGAUAUAUGUGCUUGUAUCAACUUCCAUGUCACUAAAAGCACAGUGUUUGUUUCCGUCAAAGAAGAAGAGAUACUCCACUGAUAGGUCAAUAAUUCACAUGUUAGGUCUAUUUUUAAAGUUAGGUUGUGUAUCUGAUGGUUUAUAUUUCGCGUUAUACUUGUACGACACCGGUAGAUAUCAAACAGCGCUAACUGUCACAGAUAGAGUGAACCAGAGACUCUCACAGUCCCAUGUCAUGUAUCACGAUACAGUAGACAGACAGAGAUACAGUGAAGUGGUAGGUGGUGAAUCAAUGCUAACUAAGUUUAGGAAGGCUUUGGCAAGAGAUAUUAUGUUCUUUCAAGGCUUUACCUAUAUUGAAGAAUUAAGGUUGGAACAAGAAGUCAGUAAAAUGAACGGAAUACCAGUUCCAUUGUUAUCUCCCUUUGUGACCGUGCACAUGUUAUCUGUCCUAUGUCACUACAGACUAGGUAACAGGUCACAAUAUAUACAGGCUCUGACAGACCUACACACCCUACUGCUCUAUGAUGAUGGGAGAUACGUAGAGUUAGACAAUAGAGACCUCCCCUGGCAGAUACUGGGGAUCUGUCAACAUGUUGUGGGGGACUUACACGGGGCAUUACAGUCUUAUCAAGAGUCACUUAGACAGAGACCAUAUCACAAAAUAGAGAUAGCUACGGAAACUAGACUUAAUUUUGUUCAAUCACAAUUAAGGUUGAACAGUACUCGGAUAGUGACGUAGAAGAAUUAUGUUACGUGUAAAAACAACCAGACACAGUUUAGUAACUAGCUAUUCAGAUUAAACGGGGACAAGAUAGCUUAUUGCAUGAAUAUGAAUAGAACGUUUUUUGAAUUUUCAGUACACAAUUUUGUUUAUAUUUCAUCGCAUAUAAUUAUAAUAACAGAGACGUCGGAUUCUGUUCCAGUAGAGAGAAUAGCGUGUGAUGCCGGACAAUGUCGUUUGUUAUGACUUACAAAACUCCCUGUCUUGUUGUAGUGAUAUCUUUAAAUGCCUUGCACAACUCUCUAUUUUGUAUUGCUUAUGGGAUUUAUGAGAUUGAUCACUGUUCGUUAUCUUCACCUUUCAUUUUAAGAAUUGACUCUGUAAAGGCCUUCACUAGGAUCGUGUUUUGAAAGGCCAUAAUUGUAUAACCAGAAUUUGUGCCGUUUUACGUGUGAUUCUGAACACCUUUAGGAUGUAAAACUUAUACGGUACCAAUUUGGAUGUAUAUAUACAUGUAUAUAAGUUUUUAUAAUAAAAGCCAUAAAAAGAAUUUUCAAAAAUGUGUAUUGAAAAAUUACUUUUCAAAUCAUUUUAGAUUUUCCUCUUUGCAAUAUAAUAUUUCAUUUUGUAUUACUAUGUUUAAAUGGAUACCUGUAAACUGCGAUAUGAAAUCGAAUUGAAAAAAACCAAACAAAUCGAACUGAUAUCCAAAUUUGAAUACAAAUUAGACAUAGGAAGUUUUAAGUUUUAGUUACAUUUUUAUUUGUUUGUUUUAUUUUGUUAUUAGUUUUUGUUGAUUAAGUAAUGCUCUGGAUAACAAAGGGAAGUGACUGUUGCAACUUCUAGUUUUUGCGGAACAUAUGUAUACUAUUUUGAAAUAGAAAUUAUAUACAGUGCGUGCUACACCUUCUAUACCAGCUCAGAUGUUAUCUAACAAAAUAAACUUUUUUCAUAU
Ostrea edulis (European flat oyster) is the source of this 3079-nucleotide messenger RNA. RefSeq lists its product as uncharacterized. The record is from RefSeq and is a predicted model, not a curated record. The coding region runs from base 97 to 2142 and encodes 681 amino acids. The transcript has a single exon. Lineage: Eukaryota; Metazoa; Mollusca; Bivalvia; Ostreida; Ostreidae.